AUUGCAGCCGAAUACCCGCAGCAUCACCCUCAUCCUCCGCCUCAUCCUCCACCUUUUGAUGCAUAUGGAGACAAUUAUGGUGCUAAAAGAAUGCGAAAGCUUGUCCAGCGACGAGCUGUUGACUAUACCAGUACUGCUGUCCGAUAUAUGCAGGUUCGCAUGUGGCAGCGUGAUGUAAGAGACAGGACUGUUUUGCAACCUACUUCAGCUGCAGUCUUAGAUAUGUUACCUCCAGUUGCAUAUGCUGACAAUCCAUCGACAAGCUUUGCUGCAAAAUUUGUCCAUGCUUCCACGAAUAAAAAUAAAUGUUCAAUCAAUCGUGUGUUGUGGACACCGACGGGGAGGCGUUUGAUUACUGGGUCUCAGAGUGGUGAAUUUACUCUUUGGAAUGGCCAGUCCUUUAAUUUUGAGAUGAUUCUCCAGGCACAUGAGCAACCAGUUAGGUCCAUGAUAUGGAGUCAUAAUGAGAAUUGGAUGGUCACUGGUGAUGAUGGUGGUUCAAUAAAGUAUUGGCAAAACAAUAUGAACAAUGUGAAGGCAAACAAGUCUGCUCACAAAGAAUCUGUUCGUGACUUGAGUUUCUCAAGAACAGAUUUGAAAUUUUGUUCUUGCUCUGAUGACACUACUGUUAAAGUUUGGGACUUUGCAAGGUGUCAAGAGGAAAGAUCGUUAACUGGCCAUGGUUGGGAUGUCAAGACUGUUGACUGGCACCCGACAAAGUCAUUACUGGUUUCAGGUGGAAAGGACAAUCUUGCUCUGGAUGCAAAAUCAGCCGGAAAGCAGCUAUGUUCAUUCCACGGGCAUAAAAACAUGGUUCUUUCUGUCAAAUGGAAUCAAAAUGGUAAUUGGGUUCUUACUGCUUCGAAGGAUCAAAUUAUAAAGCUGUACGACAUCAGAUCGAUGAAAGAGCUUGAGUCAUUUCGUGGACACCGAAAGGAUGUAACUGCUUUGGCUUGGCAUCCAUUUCAUGAAGAAUACUUUGUCAGCGGGAGUUAUGAUGGAUCGAUCUUUCAUUGGCUUGUCGGGCAGGAAACCCCACAGGUUGAAAUUCCUGGUGCACAUGAAAGUAGCGUCUGGGAUCUUGCUUGGCAUCCGGUUGGUUAUUUACUUUGCAGUGGUAGCAAUGAUCACACUACCAAGUUUUGGUGCAGAAACAGACCUGGAGAUACAGCUCGUGACAGAUACAGUGGUGGUUACAAUCAAGGUUAUGGAGACCAGAAUCUUCUCUCUGGUCGUAUGAUGAGUGGAUUCCCAGUACCAGAACCUCCACCAACUCCAGGACCUUUUGCUCCUGGAUUGUCUCGAAAUGAGGGAAAUAUUCCUGGAAUUGGAGUUGCCAUGCCAUUAUCUGCCCAAUCGCUGGAUGGUUCUGAUCAGGGAGAACAGAGGCCAGCUAUUCCGGGUCUUCUACCUCCUGGAGCACCUCCUCUUCCACCUGGACCUCAUCCGUCUCUUCUGGCAUCUGGACAGCAGCAAGCUUAUCAGCAAUACCAACCUCAGCAACAUCAACAGCAGCAGCAACCAUCUUCAUUUCCGCAACAAGUGGUCCAACUUCCUCUACCACCAUCAAAUAUGAACCAGAUGCAGCCUCCACCACAUUUACAGCUUCUUCCACAUCCUCAUAUGCCGCGCCCUCCUCCUGGUCAACCACCUCAAGUUCAGCAACUUGGCAUGCCUGGUUCCGUGCCUUCCUCAAUACCUGGAUCCAUGCCCAUGUCUAUGCAAAAUCCAAUGGCAAUGCAGGGUUCAUCAAAUCAAAUGAUAUCUCCAAUGCCACAAGGACAUGUGAUGGGUCUUAAUCAGAUGCAUUCAGGCCCUCCUUCCUCUAGUAACCUUCCACCUAAUGUUGCGGGGUUUCCAAAUAACUUGACAAAUAUUCAGGGUGCACCGGGUGCAGGUGGUGUACAAACUUUUCCUAUGGGCGGCAUGUUUAAUCGGCCGCCUCAAGGUGGGCAAAUGUCACAGAUUCCAGGAUUAAACACCUUCCAACCUGGAAUGAUGGAUGGGCGAGGUCCUGGGAUGGGACUCGGAGGUGCAAAUAUGGGGCUUCCACAACCGCCUCCACCGCCGCUACCGCAAGGUUCAGCACCACAACAAUGAGUUCGACAUCUUAAUGGAGAUAGAAUUUCAAACAUUCAUCAACGAGAAUCUAAGGAUGGAAAUAGCCUAGGUUGUUAAGGUUAGGAGAGAAGCUUUACAUGUUGCUGAGCUUUGUAAUGUUUCAGAAACCCAUUUGCUGCUGAUUUGUUUUGAUGAAAAUGUACAGCAGCAAUGUUGUUUGUUAUCUUCUUUUUAUGCUCUGGAGGUUUUAGUGAUACUUCCAAAAAAAAUUUAGUACAUUUUGUUGCUGUUCUUGUGUGCUGUUUGUUAAAUAAGGUAGAUUGUUUAACAGAACAUCAAAUUUGUUACUGUCGGUGGUAUGCCAUGUUGCUUUAUGAUA
Asparagus officinalis (garden asparagus) is the source of this 2440-nucleotide messenger RNA. RefSeq names its product flowering time control protein FY. The transcript has 18 exons. The record is from RefSeq and is a predicted model, not a curated record. Gene Ontology annotation, molecular function: protein binding. NCBI's taxonomy places the organism in Eukaryota, Viridiplantae, Streptophyta, Magnoliopsida, Asparagales, Asparagaceae. The annotation marks the transcript as partial. Gene Ontology annotation, cellular component: mRNA cleavage and polyadenylation specificity factor complex.